AUGUGGAGAUCAAGAAAUGUUUUCAUUCGUAUGACAAAUGAGCAAGAUUUCGUCAAAGCAAUUUCUCGUGAAUCUUGUGAAGUAAAUGGGAUUCAGUAUCGCGUUUUUCACUGGAAUCCAGAGUUUAAUGAAGAUGAGGAGCCGUCUUUGGUCCCAGUUUGGAUUGUGUUGCCGGGGCUUCCUCCAAAUUUCUAUCAUGAAUCUUUUCUAAAGAUUUUUACUGCUCCGAUUGGUAAGUUUAUUAGAAGAGAUAAUACAACCAAAUGUGCAACUCACACGGAUGGAGCUCGUUUAUGUUUGGAGAUGGAUGCAUCAAAAGAGCCAAUUUCUUAUUUUUGGAUUGGGAUGCCUGGAUCGGGACGCAAGCAAGAAAUCAUUUAUGAGACGCUUCCAGCGUUUUGUACUCAUUGUAAAAUUCAAGGGCACAAUGAUCGUACCUGUAAAUUGCAUAAUCGGAGAGAUGGAGAAAAGAUUUGGAUAAGAAAGAAUGUAAAAGAUUUUGAAGAAAAAAAAAUAGAGAUACAAGCGGAAAAUAAUGUUGAGUUGGAUAAAGGCAAGGGAGUGAUGAUGAUGGACGCAGGAAUGGCUCAAGGAGAUACGGAAAAAAUAGUUUUGUCGCAGGAUUAA
Molecule: messenger RNA, 627 nt
Organism: Juglans regia (Persian walnut)
Lineage: Eukaryota; Viridiplantae; Streptophyta; Magnoliopsida; Fagales; Juglandaceae
Exons: 1
Coding region: 1-627 (208 amino acids)
Source: RefSeq, a predicted model, not a curated record